AUGGACCGCACCACCGAGCUGCUGAGCUCCUACGCUUGCAAUCUCACGUACGAGGACCUGCCACCCGAGGUAGUGCAUCAAGUCAAGCGCACUGUUGCCGACACCCUGGGGUGUGCGGUAGGCGGUUACCUGAGCGAACCCGCGAAGGUUGCUCGCAAACUGGCGGGGGAUGUGACGAGCAAGACCUCCGCCAGGAUACUGGGAACCUACGACCGUUCCUCGCUGGACAUGGCCGGGUUCGCCAAUGGCGUGAUGGUGCGAUACCUGGACUGCAAUGAUUCGUACUUCUCGCCCGGCGGCGGGCAUCCGAGCGACAUGAUCCCCGCAGCGCUGGCGGUGGGGGACAGUGUGGAGGCCGACGGGCGCACGCUCAUAACGGCGAUUGCGCUGGCCUACGAGGCGUUCUGCCGCAUCGCGGACCACGUGCCGGACAACCAGUGGGACCAGGGCGUCCUGAGCGUAAUCGGCGCCGCCUGCGCGGCCGGCAAGGUCCUGGGCCUUGACGAGGAGCAGAUGGGCCACGCGAUAUCGUUGGCGGUGGUGCCCAACGUGCCUUUGCGGGUGACUCGAAUGGGCGAGCUGUCGAUGUGGAAGGGUUGCGCAUCGGCCGCGGCGACGCGGGCCGGCAUCUUCGCGGCACAAUUGGCGGCGGAAGGUAUGACCGGGCCGUUCGAACCGUUCGAGGGGCGCAAAGGGUUGUGGGAGCAAGCGAUCGGGUAUCCGAUUGAAAUUGAAACCAUGGGCGGGGACGACGCGCCGUUCCGGAUCACGGACACGAUCUUCAAAUUCUACCCAUCACAGAUACAUACGCAGGCGCCGAUCGAUUUGGCGAUUCAGCUUCACGAUCGGAUCGACGUGGACGACAUCGCGUCGAUCAAGAUCCAGUCAUAUCGAUCGGCGGUCAGCAGCGCGUCCACCGAACCCGAGAAAUGGGACCCGCAAACCCGGGAAACAGCCGACCACAGCAUCCCAUUCCUGGCGGCGGUGGGUCUGCGGGACGGAGAGGUGACCCCGGCCACGUUUGCUUCCGACCGUAUCGCGGACGCCGGGCUCCGGGCGAUCAUCAACAAGAUGCGGAUAGAUGAAAACGCGGAAUUCACGGAGAAGUAUCCCGCGGAAUACAAUUGCCGCAUCGAGGUGAUCAAAACCAAUGGCCAAACCGAGGUGGCGGAAACCAGUUUCCCCAAGGGUCACGGGAGAAAUCCGCUGAGCGACGCCGACGUGGACGCCAAGUUCCGCCGGCUGGCGUGCCCCACGAUCACGGAGCAGCAAUGCGAACAGGCACUGGAACUGAUCUGGUCGUUGGAGAACCUCCCGAACAUCCAGGGCAUAUUCGACAGCCUGGUGGUCUGA
Messenger RNA from Geodia barretti, 1353 nucleotides. Lineage: Eukaryota; Metazoa; Porifera; Demospongiae; Tetractinellida; Geodiidae. The record is from the annotation of a GenBank genome assembly.